AUGUUUCUGAUUUCGAGUGCUCAACAGGCUGGCUUGACAGAUUUAAAGAAAGACAUGAACUGUCCUUCAAAAAAGUUUGAAGCAAAAUCUGUUGACUCUAAUUCCACAGCAGUGACCGAGUGGAAAUCUAAACUUCAGACCUAUCUGACUGAAUAUGAGCCACAAAACAUUUACAAUGCUGAUGAAACUGGCUUGUUCUUUAGAAUGGUGCCUGACAAGACCUUAGAAUUUAAAGAUGUUCAGUGCCACGGUGGUAAAAUGAGCAAGGAUCGAUUAACAGUUAUGGUCUGCGCAAACAUGACAGGGUCUGAGAAAGUACCGCUUUUUGUGACAGGAAAAUCAAAAAAUCCUUGCUGUUUCAAAAAUCUAAAAACAAUGCCAAUUGAAUAUGAUGCAAACAAAAAAGCAUGUGUCACAUCAGAAAUCUUCACUAACUGGGUGAAAAAGUUUGACCGCCGUAUUUUGGCACAGUCGCGAAGGGUUCUGUUGAUUGUCGACAACUGUCCUGCACAUCCAGAAAUCGCGGGAUUAAGAUCUGUCAAACUUGUAUUUCUGCCACCAAACACAACAUCCUUGACCCAACCUAUGGAUCAAGGAGUCAUAAAAAAUCUCAAAGCUCACUAUAGAAAGCAAGUCAUUCAACAACAGCUUCGAGCUAUUGAAACAGGUUGA
Messenger RNA from Ruditapes philippinarum (Manila clam), 672 nucleotides. Its product is annotated as tigger transposable element-derived protein 4-like. Lineage: Eukaryota; Metazoa; Mollusca; Bivalvia; Venerida; Veneridae. The transcript has a single exon. Gene Ontology annotation, molecular function: DNA binding. Gene Ontology annotation, cellular component: nucleus. The record is from RefSeq and is a predicted model, not a curated record. Bases 1 to 672 code for a protein of 223 amino acids.